This is a messenger RNA of Portunus trituberculatus (swimming crab), 4609 nucleotides long. RefSeq names its product glutamic acid-rich protein-like. The transcript is spliced from 17 exons. NCBI's taxonomy places the organism in Eukaryota, Metazoa, Arthropoda, Malacostraca, Decapoda, Portunidae. The record is from RefSeq and is a predicted model, not a curated record. Bases 147 to 2819 code for a protein of 890 amino acids.
CUAUAUAAUGUGAAACAGUCCCCAGGGUGGGACAGACCACGCCGACUCAGUCACACCGCCGGCCAAGACGUGGUACUGCGGAGCAGAGUGUUCUUGUUACUAGUGUCAUCCAACCCUCCACGCUGAACUACAGGCGACGCCACGAGAUGCCGAGUCACUACGACAAAGGGGAGUAUGACAGCCGUGACGGCGGCGGCAGCGGCCGAUACAGGGGCCGUGGCCGAGGUCGCGGCAACUAUGCGUGGGGCAGCAGAGUGGGCAACAGCAGCAGCGGUGGUGGUGGCAGGGGAUAUAGCCGAGGCGGGGCAGGGGGAGGUGGUGGAAGCAGCGGUGGCAGCAGGUACAGAGGAGGGGGAGGGCAUGGGGUGGCCUCCAGCAGUUACCGAGAGACCACUGCCAGCUACCAUGACAGGUACAGCGACUCCCGGCGCACCGGUGGCCACAUAGUGAAUCCCUGGGAUGCCGGCAUGGGCCCUCGGGAGGUGGGUGGCGGGGGCGGCUAUGGGGCCCACGCCUCAGCCUUCGGGGCCACUGGCAUGGGCAUGGGGAGCAGCGGGGGAGGUGGGGGUGGGGCAGGCACCUCCCAGCUGAUUGGCUCCCUCAAUCAGCUGAGUCAGAUGGGCAACGACAAGUCCAAGCUGGCUCUGAAUAUUCUCAACGCUGUCCUCUCAUCCGACUCGGCCAUGGGUGAGGGCCGGGACGUAUGGGAGCACGGGCCACCCCCGAGGAAGAUGAGGCGCAUGGAGUGGGACGAGCUGCGUCCGCCCCCCGCCCGCAGGUACCCCCCUCGCUACAGCCCCCGGCGUACCUGGGACCGCCGGGGCGGCCCCUCAUACCCUCGAGGGGACCACCACGGCGGCAGCACUGACUACCAGGCCCGCAGGGUGGCCAAGGCCCGGCGGGGCAAGCCCUGGCAUGAUACCAGGAGUGGUAAGGGCCCUGGGCGGGAGGGCCGGGCCAAGGAGGAGCAGGACCUGUCGGACGACCUGGAAAGAGAGAGCACCGCCGCCGCCGCUGGCACCAGUGCGGCCCAGGGCCCCCAGAGCAGUGAGGAAACAAAGAUGGAUGAAGAGGAGGCCAAAGAGGAGACUGAAGCAUCCUCCAGUGCAGUGAAGGGGGAGGCUAAGUCUGAACAAGAGGAGGAGAAGGAGGGCAAGGAGGGAGAGGAAGCAGCAGGGUCAUCAACAGGAAAGACAGAAGACAAAUCAGAAGACAAGAAGGAGAAAGAAGCAGAGAUGAUGAAGCAGAAUGAGUCUGGGGAGAUCACAUGGCUGCCGCGGGAGGCUCUGCAGUGUCACAUGUGUGGCCUUUCAAAGUUCCCUGACAUAAAGUCAUACAUGAGGCAUCUGGAGAGCCGGCGCCACGAGACACUCAAGUAUUCCUUCCAUGCCAAGGGUGCUGCCAUCCUUCACUUCCUGAGGGCUAACUCCAAGUUGGCGUCUCAGAGGAAAAUGUUGAAGAGCCUGCGGCGUGGCAUCAAGGGCCCCAUCAUGAGGUGCCGCAAGUGUCAGUGUGAGGUGUUUGGCUACAUCCGGGAACAUUCCAAGACUGUAGAGCACAUUGCCCUGAGGAACUACCUGCGAGUGGUUUGCUGCAACACAACUUUCUUCAACCGUGCUGAUCUGGAGGAGCAUCGGCUUUCCCUCAUCCACCUCAAGAACCAGCUGGAGGAGGAGCAGCGAAGGCAGAAGAUGGAAGCUGAGAAUGAGGUGGAGGAUAUUGGGGUGGAAGAGAGUGAUGAAGGGAUGCUGUUUGCUGACACCAUCAAGCACAUGAAGCAGAGGACACAACAUGCUGAAGUGACCAGCCCAGAGAACCUUAUGCCAUAUGACCCAGCCAUACCUCAAGGCCUCAACUUCAUCUGGAAGCGGUCCCACUACAGAUGCAAGGCGUGUCCCCAGAUACGCCUCACCUCGGCCGCUGACACUGAGGAACACUUCAAGUCCCUAGACCACUACAACAACCUCAUGGCUCACCUCAAGGCCAUAGAGGAGGAGAAGGAGAAGAAGCGUUUGGAGGAAGAGGAAGAAGCAAGGAAGGCAGAGGCUGAGCGCAAGAAGAAGGAGGAGGCAGAGGCAAAGGCUGCAGAGGAAGCGGAAGGGGAAGGAGAAGACAAGGAGAAGGAGUCUGGUGAGCAAGACACUGAGAAGCAGGAGACACCGCUGGACGAGAACGAAGACAGCAAGAAGAAUGGAGACGUGGAAGGGGAGGAAGGGGAAGAUGAGGGAGAGGAAGAGGAAGCAACGACAGCAACACGAACAGCAGAAGAAGAAGAGGAGGAAGAGGAGGAGGAGGAAGAGACUAGUUUUAACUUUGAGGAGGACAUGCACAAUAUGGAGACUGUGGACGAGGCAUGUGAUGACGGGGAGAUGGAGGGAGGGCUGGAGGGGAGCCUGCUGGAGGAGGAGGAGGAAGGAAAGGAGCUGGCUUCUGGCGGUGCUGAGGUCGACGAACUUCUUGAUAUUUCGUGCCUAGAUGAGGUGGGCGAGGAGCUGGAGGAGUUCAGCAAAGACCAACCACCUGAGACAGUGAAGUGUGAGGACAAAGGGAAGGAAGAGGAGAAAGAAAAGACAAAGGCUGAGGAAGAAAAAUCCAAACCAAAGGAAAGUGACAAGACAAAGGAGACGCCAGCCAAGGAGGAAGAGGAGCCGGAGGAGAGCACCAAGAAGGAAUCUGGCAAGAGGGAGAGGGAGGAGGAAGAGGAACCGGCAGUGGUAACAGCUGUGGUGGAGGGGCGGGGCCGUGGUGGCCGGGCCUCGGGCACACCACGGGGCAGACGGGGCAGAGGUAGGGGUAGAGCUCGCUCUGCAAGGAACUAGAGACUAACAUUGUUGCAUUACACUGACAAGGGCAUUUUCUGUAUUAUUUUCUCGUGUCCAUAUUAGCAUGUAUUUCCUUAGUUCUUUUAAGGGUUGGUAUCAAUCAUUAAGUUCUCUGCAGGAAUGUCACACUGAUAAUGGAUAGAGUGACAGGCCUUACCUGACACAGUUUGACCCAGAAAUGCUUGAAUACCUUGUUAACACCAGCCAUAUAUGCACAAUUGUGUGUUUCCCACUGCCAGUGGAUGUUCAGUCCUGUGUCCCACACCCCACCUCACCACCAUUACCACACUCAUCAUCCCUUCAUCAUAAAGGUGUAGCAUUAUCUGCUUCAUCGUGGCACAUCCCAUCAUGGAUCCAUGUGUGGAAGGCCAAUGUUUCUGCCUCCUUUGGUACAGUACAUUGCCUUGCUUGGAUUACCACUAAGGCUGUGCUACCAGCUGGUGGGAAAGAACAUUUAUGUGUAUAGGUAAAGAUUCUUCAGUGCAUUCCACAUGCUACUGGGUGGAGAUGUGUGUUAUAGGUGUCAAUAUUGCACCAAGUCUGCUCAAAUGUGGUCAUAUUCCUAGUGGGUCUGUUUGUAUUUGAUUUGUUGGAAAAGUGAAGUCCAGUACCUUAAUGUCUACUGGAGUGUUGAAUUGGAAUACUUUCUCUUAAAGAGACAAUGGUUGAUUUCUGCAGAUUAUCAAAGUGCUGUUAUGCAUUCCUGAAGGGCAGAGUGGCUUUUAAAUGUUGAGAUGAUUGUUUGAAUUCCCUUAAUAUGAAAAUUUUUUAUUAUGGUUGGUCAGGUUAACUACAUAUUGCAGAAAGUGGAACAAAGUCACAGUAUAACAAGACUGCUUCCAGCAAGACAAACUUAAAUGACCCAAUAAGGAGUUGACAAGCCUUUGUUUUGCUAUUGGUGAACAGUGGUGAAGAUGUGAAUGCUUUAUAUUUUCUUUCAUUUAGACUGUGUAGAAAUUGAGCUUUAAUCAGUUACAAGUUGCGUGGAGUACUCACAAGUGAAAUAUGAUUGAAAUAAGCUCUGUCAUGUUGAGAAGGUCAAUAUUAGCUCUAGUACUGAAGGUAAUUUGUUUUGGUGUUCCUGUGUAGAUCUUGUUUAUUGAAGGCUGUGGUGGAGGUCUCAGCAGAGCUUUCCUAGGGACACUGAUUCCAAUUUGAGAGUUGAUGGCUGUCACAAAUAACUUCAUUGGUAUUCUGGCCAUGAUCUAGGAAUUUUGUCAUUCACACACACACACACACACACAGGUCUUUAUAGCACCACCAGCUUAUAUUUCCCUUGUACCUGCAUGCCUUAUCCAAACAUAAUAAUCAGGUUAUUUUUAUCACUGUAUAAUGUCAGUUUCAUGAUGAGAUAUUCAUUCUAUAUUUAGACAAGUUGGUGUAUUCUUGUAUAGUCUAAGCCUUACAAAAUAUUAUGAUUUGUGUGUGCAUUACUUUAGGAAAGAUCAUAUAUCUGUUUCCUCUGUCAGAGUUAUGAGUAAUGCUCAGAGAUGUAUAUUAGUUUGUACUAGGUGUUCAUUUCCAUCUCAGUAACUGUUAAGAAAGGGGUUUGCAAGGUGUCCCUAUCAUGCCCUGACCCAUUCCAGUCCCUACUUGGCCUUCAAUGAAACCCUCUGUUGAAUUGUCUUGCUGGGGCACCAAGGUAUAGUCCCAAUCCCAACCUUGUCAUUUGUCUAAAUUUUGUAAAACAACCUUAUUUAGGAUUUUUGCAUUUUGUUAGUUAUUAAGGCAUAGCCAUAAAUUUUUGGUGGUUCAAGUAAAGGCAUUAUUAAAUUGAGUACCACUUA